Cloeon dipterum is the source of this 7617-nucleotide messenger RNA. Its product is annotated as extracellular matrix organizing protein FRAS1-like. Gene Ontology annotation, molecular function: calcium ion binding. NCBI's taxonomy places the organism in Eukaryota, Metazoa, Arthropoda, Insecta, Ephemeroptera, Baetidae. Bases 154 to 7413 code for a protein of 2419 amino acids. Gene Ontology annotation, biological process: cell communication; anatomical structure morphogenesis; homophilic cell-cell adhesion. The record is from RefSeq and is a predicted model, not a curated record. Gene Ontology annotation, cellular component: membrane. The transcript has 29 exons.
AUCGCCUCCUUUCAUUCUGCCGGCGACCCUCGUGGAUGCUGCUGCUACUCUCUGCUCUCGAUAUAUAUCUCGUCGAGUGUUCACCUGGCCGCGCAUGAGGUCGCACUUCUUGCCGCAGCAGCUGUGGAGCCGUGCCGAAGAGUGAAGUAAGUGAUGGCAAUCAAGCUGCAGAUUGUGUUUGUGGUGCUGCUCGUGCUGUGCUCCUCUUUCGGCGAGCAACCCGAUGGACCCUACAGGUUGACCGCAACCGCCGACCAGUACGUGAGCCUCAGCGAGAAACACUUUCCACCCCAAGGUCCUAACUCAUCGCGCGAUUCUUACGUGAUUACUGGGCCUCAAGAUGUGGAUGACUCAGGACACUUCAGCCUCAGGAGCAGACCAAAUGCUUUGGUGUCAGAAUUCACCCAGGAAGAAAUCCGCCGAAUGGACGUGGUGUACGUGCCGCCAGCCGCCCACCUGGUACCAGUCGAACGCACCGUUUAUUUCGAUUUGAAAAAAGUGAACGCGCGAGGGCAAGAGCAGCCGGUGCAGUUCGCUGUCACGCUGCUGCCGCUGGACCAGCACACUGAUCACUUCGGGCCAAGGUUCAAGAUUGCCAAUCCAACACUCACAGCUCCUGUGGAGUCACCAGUCGUUAACAUAUCACGCAAAUACUUUGAGGUUGACGGGUUCAGCGAUGCCCACAUUCAAUUUAUGGUGGUCGAGGAGCCGGCGCAAGGUUCACUGGUCCUUCUUCAUCCCAACGGAUCCGCAGCGCCUCUCACUGGAGCCGACGAGUUUUCCAACGUGUUGGUGAGUCAGGGCGCCGUGGUGCAGUACCGUCAGGGCACUCCUGGCUCGGCCCUGGAGGACACCUUUGAGCUGAUGGCCACCGACAGUCAAGUGGAGGCGUUCAACCGCAUCCUCCUGCGGUUCACCUCUCCGCCGACGAGCUCCUCGCCUGCCGAGUCGAAGCGGGGCUCGGACCGACCUGAGGUGGUAAGCCUUCAGGUCAGCGAAGGGCAGCGCGUGGUGCUCGCCUCGGACUACUUCUCCUACGCCCUGAGCGGUGGCGGCGGCCGCAGAGACGUCACCUACACCCUGAUGGACGCGCCCGUCUACGGUGUUCUGGUGCUCAGGGUGCGGCCAGGAGAGGAGCACGAACUGGCACAGGGUAGCACCUUCCGCCAGGACGACGCAAACCAGGGUCGCCUCGAGUACAGGGCGGCCCCUGAGAUAGGCCUACGCGCCGUCACCGACAGGGUGCCACUCACCAUCGGCGACUCCACGGGAACCAGGUACCGGCCGCAGAUGCUAGCGAUCACCAUCGCGCCGGAGGACAAUCAGGCUCCGAUUGUGACUGUCAAUGGAGAUAUUGAGGUGCGAGAGGGUGGAAGUGAAAUUCUGCCCCAGAAACUGAUCACCGUCAGCGACCCUGACUCGCCGAAUGAGCGCUUGAUUUUCGUUCUUGAAACACCUCCGACGUUUGGAUACCUAGCAGCAAACUACAACGGCGCAAAGCAGUCCCCUGCGGGCCAGUUUCCAGUGGACGCACUGGACAGCGGUUCAAUCAAAUACGAUCAAGCUUUCCACUUGAACUCGGAGCCGCCUCGGGACGUACUCUUCUUCCGCGUGACCGACGGCAGGAAUCGAUCGCCGCUGAUGCGUCUCAACGUCAAUAUCGAGUUGGUGAACGACGAGAUGCCGCUGAUAAUGACCGAGACAAUGGAGGUCGACUCCGGUUCAGGCGCUCUAAUUAGGAAUUCCUCGCUGUACGUGAGCGACUUUGACACGCCGCCCGCGCAACUCGUGCUGACAAUCUUGCAGGAGGCCAGCUUUGGAAGCAUCCAAAGAAGGACUUCAUCAGAUAGGCUCCUGCGAAACGGCGCGAGGCUCGCUGCUGGUGACUCAUUUACGUACCAAGACGUAGUCGAUGAACUGAUUUUCUUCAAGCCCACGCCUGACAGCGCUGCUGUUGGCAUAUCGCACGAUUCGACAGUUUUAAGUGUUACCGACGGCGACUUCCAGAGUCAAGCUUCACUGACGUUUAAUUUGACGAUGAGGAAGUCCCAUGAUGCUCCAGCCACGCAGAUUUUCGAGUUUUUCAUUCUCAAUGGUGCGGUAAAAACCGUGUCUGCGGAAAUGCUCUGGACAGCGGAAGAAGGGGACGCACAAUUUAUUCUUAUGGAAAAUUUGCGACCCGGACUUUCCCUGCAGACUAAACAAUCCGGUAGAUGGAUCAGCCUGAGACAAGGCGACUAUUUUUCUACCAGUGACGUACUCCAUGGUUUCAUUAGAUUAAAGCACGAAUCUGGAUUUGACUCAUUGGUUUACGUGGUGAAGCUGCGCGUUGAGAGAGAAAACCAAUUCGUUGGCGCACGCAUUUACUACGUCAAAGUGAACGAGAAUUUGGCGGCACCCUGGGUGGACGUGAAUACAGGCCUUGAGGUGCCAUUCAGUUCGACGGUCAAAGUGAAUGUCAGCCAGUUGUCUGCGUUCGACUUGGAUUCGGAUCCAAAAGAGUUGCGAUACAAAGUUUUGGAUGAUCCGAUAAGCGGUUGGUUUGAGGUGAAUGGCACUGGCCGAUCUCAGCAGUGGACACAAAAUGACUUGGAAGCUGGAAAAUUGAAGUUCCAUCACAGUGGAAAAAAUGACGUAAAGGUCGAAAGCUUAGACUUUGAAGUCACUGAUGGACGAAAUACAGUGCCUGCGAAAAUGAGCGUUCAGAUCCAUGGUGCUAAAGAGCAGAAAAUCAGCAUUCCUAUGCUGCAAGAAGUGCGGAGUAUUAAGGUGAAUAGCGGAUCACGCGUCAAAAUUACGCAGUUUGAGUUGUUGGUUACGGACGACACUGCGACUUUUGCCGACUUAUUGUUUGACGUCACGGUACUUCCUGAACACGGCAAAAUUGAAAUCCAGCGCCCUGAAGGUUUUGUUGAAGAAAGGGGAUUUUCAAUGCUUGAUGUAUUAGAAGGUCGGGUUUUUUAUUUGCACAAAGUCGAGAGAGUCACGAAAGAUCAAUUCCAAUUGAUACUCAGCGUCAAGGGGCAGAGGGUUGCUUAUAUCGACGAGACAACCCAAUCAACUCUGUCUGCGCCAAUUAUUAUCCCGGUGGAAAUAAUUGAGAGCAAUGGACCGAUUUUACUGGUGAACUCGGGACUGGAUUAUCUGCAAAGGGUCGAGGACAAAGUUAGUGGAUUCUUAUCCAUCAAACACUUGGAUGCGGUCUCAAAUGACACGCCGGCGAAAAAGCUCACGUACACAGUGACCAAGCAACCCAAUUUCGGUCUUUUGUACACGACCACCACCUUCCCUGAGUCACCCACUUCAGUUUUUACGCAAGAUGACGUGAAUGCAGGAAGAAUUUACUAUCACCUUGACAGUAACGUUGAUAGUUUUCAAACUAAAGACGAAUUCAGUUUUGAAAUCAGCGAUGCCGACUCAAAAACUUUGUCUGGAAACAUCUUUCGCAUUCAGUGGGCUUGGAUCAACGUGGAGCGAGCAACCUACAAUGUCUCAGAAACUAGUUCAGAGCUUUACAUUAAGAUAGUGAAGAACGGAGGCUUCAUUAAAGACAGCACGUCAGUCGAAUGUGCGAUAGUAGAUAACUCCAUUUACGGGGCAACUAGGAACGACGUUCAACUUAAGCACUCGAUGGUCCAGUUUGAUAACUUUGAUACGGAGGAGUUCUGCGUGCUGCAAAUAAAAGACAACCAAGUGUUUCAAGGAAAAAGAGACGUUAUUGUUGAAAUAUUUAAUCCGUCUAAAGCGAUCCUUGGUCCUCAGCACAGGACACAAGUAUCUCUUUAUGACGAAGAGGACCGACCGCAAAUCACUUUCAGAAGUCGACAAAUCAUUGUGGAAGAAGAUAAGGGACCGUUGAAAAUUGAAGUUUUUCGGAGCGGGGAUUUAAGCUUUACUAGCUUCGCGAUAUGUUCUACUCAUGCCGGCAGUGCUAAAGGCGACACAGAUACUGGUUUGAAUCCCGAUUUUAUUAGCCGCACUAAAUCAGCAGGAUCAUCAGUAAUUUUCGUGAAAGAGUCAUCAAAAGCAAUAUGCGAAAUUGAUCUCAUCGACGACUCCCUUUACGAGCAUUCAGAAGACUUUUAUGUUCUCCUUUCUGAGCCUGACCACAAUUCAGCUCUUGGCGCAAUCGUUAAAUUAAAAGUUGUAAUUACCGGGCCAAACGACGUCAGUUUAAUUUACUUUUCGCAAGAGGAAUAUGCCGUCAAAGAAAAUUCAGGCACUUUUGAGUUGGCCAUUACUAGGGUCGGCUCUGAUUUGAGUUAUAUUUCCUCCGUGUGGUGCACAACCCAGCCAAUUGACGCACGACCAAAUGAAGACUACGUUCCUAUCUCACAACAGGUGAUGUUUGAUCGGGGCGAGAGCGAAAAUUGGUGUCGGCUGUCUUUGAUCGACGACAGCGCUGAGCCUUCGCUGGAAGGACCGGAGAGGCUGCACGUGAUUCUUUCCUCCCCUGAAGCAUCUUUGCUGUCAGACCCUUCACGCGCUGUCGUCGUCAUUGAUGAUACGACUGUCGACAUUCCCACCUUUGAGUUCCAAGACUCGACGCUUCGAGUAUAUGAGAAUGAAACAGAGGCGCAAGUGAUGAUUGUACGGCAUGGUGACACGAGCGUUAAAGCCAGCGUGAAAUGUUUCACGAGGGAGAGAAAGGCGAAAGGAAACGAAGAUUACGUGGAAAGGCCGCGAAACGAGGAGUCAAGGGUUAUUUUUGACGCUGGACAAGAAACAGCGAACUGCACCGUGGUCAUUUUGGACAACAACGUUUAUGAAGGCGAGGAGGGUUUCAUCCUGGGUCUGUCUGACCCUGUGUUUGAGACGUCCGAGGGAGAAAGUGUGGCCCUAAUUGGCGAUAGAGCCAUGAUGAGAGUGUUCAUCGAGGACAAUGAGGACGCACCAAAGGUGGCGUUUGAUAAAAAGUUCAUUAUCAUGGACGACGAUGAAUACGAUUCAAAAAUCGUAACCGUGCGACUUCACAGAAAAGGCGACAUCUCCGCACCAGCGGUGCUCAAUUUGCAGACUAGAGACGGCUCUGCAAAGUCGGGAUCAGAUUAUCAUCCGGUUUCAAAACAACUCACUAUCCCAGCGAAUGUGGACCACGCUGAAGUCAAUCUGACGGUUUAUGCGUCCAACAGCGAGGAUAGUCGCGAAGAACGCUUUUACCUCACGGUGACCGCAAGUGAUAGCAACGACAGCAAAGAAGUGGCGAUCAUCGUCCAAACGAAAAUGCACGAAGCCAUCGUCCUGCCUUCGCAGCCUGUCGUCGUGUCCUUGCUCAACUAUGACAAUGCCUCUGCGGCCCUUGGCUCGAAGCCCGUCGCAGGAUAUCCUGUAGUUUGCAUCACUCCUUGCGAGGAAAGACACCCGCACUUCCAGAGUACUAGAAUACUUUGCGAGGGCAAGAACAUGACUAUGCAAUACUUCUGGGAGGUUGCCAUCCCCAACGAAUGGCACCCGCUGCGCUACAAUCCCUUCAAGCGGCUCUCCAAGGCAACCAUCUUCACAGACGUUGAGGGAAAAGUUUUGGACCCGGUCUACUUCAACACGCACUUCAAUGUGCGCUGUGGCGUCCAGCCAAUGAAGCCGAACGGUCGAACGGGAAUUCCCAUCAAGAGCCAGCACGUCACCAUUGGCUCGAGCCAGGGCAUUUGCCGGAGGGACGAGUUCUUCGAGGACACGCACGUAAGGAGCCAUGUACUCAACGCCAACCUGUUUUACGUAAACGCUUCAGCGGAGAGACACCCAAACACGGUGCACAUCAAGAUUGAGAUUCCACAUUCGGACGGAAUGCUGCCCUUGAUAUCAACGCAGCCUUUGCACAACGCACAGACCCUCCUCACCGACCCUUUGUACGUCAGGCACCAUACAUGUUCCAACUUGCUAGUGGACUCCACCUUUUUAAAACAAACUGGAAAGCUGGAGCACCCCACAACCUGGCCAUAUCAGCUCGAUGAGAGCCUCAGAGGACACAAUACGGUCGAGCUGUACAGGAAUUUGGACAUCAGAAGCUGCCUUUGGAAAUUCAACGCUUGGUUCCACAUGACGGAGCUUUUGGAUUUUUGUCACGGAAAGGUUAUUUCAGAAUUCAAGGUGGCUGAGGGUGGAAAAAGUCAGAUGACGAUCGAGGUGCCUCUGUAUGUUUCUUACAUUACUUCAAGCGGGGCUGAAGAAUGGACCACAGUUGAGCACAGAACAGCCAUGGAGGUGUCUUUCCUCUAUUCUCCGCUAGCAUGGCACAAAGGUCUACAAACUGAGACCAAGCACUCAGCGAAUGUGAAGGUCACGCGGGUAUUGGCUAAUGAAAACGGUCAACUGGUCAUUGAGCUGACCACGCACGCACUCUUCCGCGGCCACUUUGUCUUGACCAAUCACAAGCACAAGUCUAGUCUAAUGCCACCGAGAGAAAUGGCUAACCUCAACUUUCGGCUUGACCUUCUCUGGAGCGAGACCACCUGGGACGGGCCCCGGCAGCAGUGGCGAGCGACCUCAGACUCAAGUCGUCCUGACUACUCGGGUCUCUACCACUUGAUGCUGGUGCCCUGCACCGUGGCGCAGAACACGCAGUUCUCAAUUGGUGACAAGCAGAAAAAGUGCUCGUCGCAUCCGCCAGUGCAGUUUCCGCUCAACAUCAAUUUCAAGAUGCCCGCGCGGCCUGUGCCAGCGAAAUACGCCCUAGAGACCGAAUUUCGAAUCACAAACAACCCCAGCCAGUUUAUCGCCACACCUGAUGAGGAGACCUAUGUAAACGACGAAGCGUGGCAAUUCAGCCCCGGGGAGAUUGUGUAUGGCAAAGUCAUGUGGCACCCUGCGCAAGACCUGAAGAGCGCGUACCGUCUAACGAUUGACAGGGUCCUUUUAUGCACGGCCAAGGACGGCGCCGAGCUGAUGGUCGACCCUGCCGGCGAGUACUACGGACAUGGAACACAAAUUGGCUGCCUCCAGCCAUCGAAAAUGCUCGCACACCGCUUCGUGCUUCUGGACAGAGAAAAUCCAGAAAUAGAGGACGACGGUGUUCAAGGGGUAUCGUUUGACGCGCACUUUGCAAAAGAAGAUGCUGAGUUUGCGAAAAUGGAGUCGCAACCCGGCGUCGAUGGUUUCAUGUGGAAAGUGGAUCCACUCUACAAAAUCAACUCGGGACAUGAGUGGCUACUGCAGGUUUUGUUCCGGAUCAGGAUAACAAGUCCUGGACGGUUGAAGCGGUCCUCAACCUUACAGUGGGAGCAGCGCUACGUCGCGAAGGGAGUGAGGCUGACGCGUCCGCCACAGCUCCAGGAAGCAGGGUGGAGCGUCGCAGACUAUUUCUACCCGACGUUGGUCGCGUGCGGUGCGAGUGUCGCGGUGUCGGUGCUGGUGGCACUUAUUGCGAGGACAGCAUUCCGAAAUUCGUACACAGUGACCACUCCGGUAGAGGUGUAAGGAAAUAAGCUUUUUGUGUACUAACUCACUGUUACAACCUGUAGGCGCAAUCGAAGACUGAUUAUUAUUUAUUUUUACUUUACUACCGCUUAGUUGUAUGUCGAUUUUUUAAUUAAACACCUCAAAACGAUGAGUUUUGAAGUUCUUGUCUGAAAGGUGGUUUUUAAAUAAAUGAGACCCAUUACGUUCUGUCUAUGAAAGAUC